Andrographis paniculata is the source of this 1397-nucleotide messenger RNA. Its product is annotated as short-chain dehydrogenase TIC 32 B, chloroplastic-like. The coding region runs from base 246 to 1211 and encodes 321 amino acids. The record is from RefSeq and is a predicted model, not a curated record. The transcript has 8 exons. Lineage: Eukaryota; Viridiplantae; Streptophyta; Magnoliopsida; Lamiales; Acanthaceae.
UCCAAACUCAAUUUCUCUCUCUCUCUCUCUAUAAAUACCCACACGCUCUUCCCACUUUCUAAUCAUCUCUUUUCUCAUCUCCUUCCCCAACCCUCAACCUCUAUCUUCCAUCUUCUGUUAAUUGAUAAUCCAAAACCCUAAUUAAGGAAUAGACGAAGAAGAAGAAGAGAGAGAUCUAGAAAGCUGCAGGGAUCAUAUCACUAUCAACAUCAGUAUUAAUUAAUAUCAUCAUCGUCAUCACCACCAUGUUGAGGUUCCUGACAGGAAGGGCUGGGGCGAGCGGGUUUGGGUCGGGUUCCACUGCAGAAGAAGUUACACAAGGAAUCGACGCUUCCAAUCUCACUGCCAUCAUCACCGGAGGUGCGAGAGGGAUAGGAUUGGAGACUGCCCGGGUUUUAGCGUUAAGAAAUGCGCACAUUGUUAUAGGUGCAAGAAACAUAGAUGCUGCGAAUGAAGCAAAGCAGAUCAUUCUUAAGGACAACAAGAAUGCUCGGGUCGAUGUCGUUAAACUCGACCUGGCUUCCCUUAAAUCGAUCAAAGCCUUCGCCGAUAGCUUCAUUGCUCUUGGCCUUCCACUUAACAUCUUGAUAAACAAUGCCGGCAUCAUGUUCUGUCCUUACCAGCUCUCUGAAGAUGGCUUCGAGAUUCAAUUCGCUACAAAUCAUCUUGGGCACUUCUACUUGACGAACCUUCUCCUCGACAAGAUGAAGGACACGUCAAAAUCUUCCGGCAUCGAGGGCAGAAUCGUCAAUUUAUCAUCAAUAGCUCAUAACUACACUUACAAGGGAGGCAUCGCAUUUGAAAAGAUAAAUGACUGCAAAAGGUAUGACGACAAGAGAGCUUAUGGACAGUCUAAAUUAGCCAACAUAUUACACGCCAACGAGCUUGCUCGACGCUUUAAGGCUGAGGGAUUGAACAUAACAGCAAACUCAGUUCAUCCAGGGUUAAUAAUGACCAAUCUGUUCAAAUAUUCUGGUUUUUGGAUGAAAAUUUUCAAGUUCUUUACCUGCAUCAUAUGGAAGAACGUACCUCAGGGCGCCGCGACGACGUGCUAUGCGGCGCUCCACCCGAGCUUGAAAGGCGUCCAGGGGACAUAUUUUGUCGACUGCAACGAGCUAAAAACGAGCAAGUAUGCGAUGGAUCAAGCAUUGGCUAAACAGCUUUGGGAUUUCAGCAACAAACAGAUUAAUGCUGCCAUUGGAAACUGCUGAAGCUGAAGCUGCUUGUGUUUGAUUUCUUUUCAAUUCUUGCAAUCAGUGUGUUGAGUUGAGUGAGUGAAUGAGUAAUUAUUAAUUAUCGUGUGUGUGUGUGUAAUGGAUGGAUCAUUCCAAAUCCAAGAUCAAGAACUGUUUCAUUGUAUUUGUACCCACUCGAAAGAAACAAAGGAUUUCAUAUUU